UGGUUUGGGCUGUGAGAGUGUUGAGAAGUGACUGAAGGCAGGGGAAUGGUUCAGGAGCAUGAGGUAGAAGAAGCUGUCAAAGAGGAAGGGAGGUGGCUGCUCAGUCUGUUGUGUACAGGGUAAUGGCUUGGGGGCUGGGUGCAGUGUUUAGGGCAGGGGGGUGUGCAAUGUGUGUGUGAAGGUGUUGGGUGAAUUGCUUGUACUGUGCUGCUUGACACAAAUCCAGUGCCUGGAUAAUCAGGGUGAAGACCUGGAGGGCAAUGGUCAGAGCCUUUGGUGUCAAGAGCUGAUCCCAGGGUUUUGGAUUGCUGCUGGCACCUUCAGCAGCAGGAAUGUCUUCUAGGUGGCUCUUGACCUGUUACUGGCUUUUGCCUGUAGUCUGAAUGUGCUCUAAGGCACCAAGGGUGAGAAGGACCUGCCUUUUAGAGAUGCCAGAGGGCCCAUCAGUGAGGAAGUUCCAGCUGCUGACCUCACGUUUUGUGGGACAAGUGGUGGCCAAGGUGGGGGGAAGCAGCAAGAAGAUUAAUGUGAAUGACCUGAAUGCCCUGAGGCUCCAGGAUUCCCAGGUCCAUGGGAAGAACUUAUUCCUAGCGUUUGUGGCAGCCAGCUCUCCCUUAGAACCAAGUGUGGAAGAGACAGAGCUGCAAAAAGAGGCUGCCACAGGGUCUAGGUCCCUUGUUCAGGGAAAGCAAGGGCAGGUUUGUGCUCCAUUGACUCCGACCCAGGAAGAAGAGCUGCAGGAACUGCAGAACUCCAGACCUGGUGCUCCAAGUGCAGCAGGGGGCCCAGGCAGUUGGCUGCGCUUCCACUUCGGUUUGUUUGGCAGCGUUCGGGCAAACGAGUUCUCAAGAGCAAGCAGAGCCAAUAAGAGGGGGGACUGGAAGGAUCCUAUACCCAGGCUGGUGCUGUAUUUUGAGAGUGGAGGCUUCCUUGUUUUCUACAACUGCCGAAUGCACUGGUGCUCAUCUCCGGUGGCUGAUCCCACUUCUGACAUCCUGUCUGCAGAAUUCCACCGUGGCCGGGCACUGGAUGCCCUCUGCACAUCUCAUCCCAUCUGCUACACCCUCUUGGACCAGAGAUACUUUUCAGGGCUGGGGAACAUCAUUAAAAAUGAAGUCCUGUACCUGGUGAAGAUCCACCCAUUAACACAAGGAUCUCUCUUGGCUCAGUCGGAUCUGGAGCAUCUGCUUGAUUGUGCCAUUCAGUUCACCUCCGACUGGCUGCAGAGCAAGCUGCAAGGCAAAGGGCUGCACCUGCAGAUCUACCAGAAGGAGCAGUGUCCUCUUGGGCACGUAGUGAUGAAAGGAGCCCUAGGACCCCCAGGUGGCUGGAAAAGGCUUACAUGGUGGUGUCCUCAGUGCCAACCUGCAGUGCUGCCAGGGGAUGGGGAUCUGGCCCUGGGCACUGAGUGACGUGGCUCUGUGUUCCUAUUUUUUUUUUUUCCUUGUGUAGUUCAGCAUUAGAUAAUCCUGUGCCUGCUUAGAGCUGAGUACGCGUUGAGUAGUGAUUAGGUGUGGUUAAAAUUAAAUGGUUGUUCCCUCCAUCA
Tympanuchus pallidicinctus (lesser prairie-chicken) is the source of this 1546-nucleotide messenger RNA. RefSeq names its product nei like DNA glycosylase 2 (gene NEIL2). Gene Ontology annotation, biological process: base-excision repair. Gene Ontology annotation, molecular function: damaged DNA binding; zinc ion binding; DNA N-glycosylase activity. NCBI's taxonomy places the organism in Eukaryota, Metazoa, Chordata, Aves, Galliformes, Phasianidae. Gene Ontology annotation, cellular component: nucleus. The transcript is spliced from 5 exons. The coding region runs from base 384 to 1412 and encodes 342 amino acids. The record is from RefSeq and is a predicted model, not a curated record.